Molecule: messenger RNA, 2347 nt
Organism: Spizellomyces punctatus DAOM BR117
Lineage: Eukaryota; Fungi; Chytridiomycota; Chytridiomycetes; Spizellomycetales; Spizellomycetaceae
Exons: 6
Coding region: 309-2234 (641 amino acids)
Molecular function (GO): protein binding
Source: RefSeq, a predicted model, not a curated record
UUCGUAAUUUCCCAUUUGCAAUCUUUUCGUUGAAUCUACACGGAUCUUGACGCACUGACUUGCCGAUCGUUUGCCCUCUUCGUCCCCUGACCCUACAGCAUCUCAUCUGGAACGAUUUUCUUUUGUCGUGGUCAUACCGAAUUCGUUCAUUGUGUGUGUGCCCUUCCGUGGUUUUUUUUUUUGAUCACCUGCCAACCCGGUCGGUCGUCUACAAAAAAAAACCCGCUUCCCCUAUAGUCGCCGCACAUUUUACUCUGUAUCCUCAUUGUACUUUUGUUGGUUUUUGGACGGGGUGAUAUUUUGUCAAGAUGAUGGUGUCAAAUGAAAACCCGCGGUCGAGUACCUCGAGAGCGUCGACUGCGCCUGAUGUGUUACGGAGUCGGAAUCGGAAGAGGGAUGAUGCUAUUCGUAAAAAGGUGGAGCAAGAACUCUCCCGCAAGACGGGUCGCAAAAGCCAUACGAGUACGACAUCCCGGCGCAUCAAAUCCGGUACCGUCUCCUCCCUCCGCCCAGCUCCAGCAAUCAUUAUCCUCGAAACAGCUCGAAUCGUCCAGGCAGCACAAUUAAUGGCUGCCAAGCGUGCUGAUGCCGUACUGGCUGUCAACGAGGAAGGAGCGCUUGUAGGCAUCUUGACAGAUAAAGAUAUUGCCUAUCGUGUUGUUGCAGAGGGACUGGAUGUGCGUGCUACCCUCGUGUCGGCCGUCAUGACGAGAAAUCCAAUCUCUGUUUACGACAAAGGGAACCGUAACGAGGCAUUGAAUAUCAUGGUGUCGCGUCGGUUCCGCCACUUGCCUGUCAUUAGUGACGGCCUUGGUGGGCCAGAUGACGAUCUGGACGAUGAUACCCUGUCCGAAAUGGGAGCGGGAACCAGUGUAGUUGGCCUCCUUGAUAUCACAAAGUGUGUCUUUGAACGUCUGGAUGAUUUGGAGCGAAAAGUUAGCGAAGACCAAAAUAUUAUUAAUGCCAUGGAAACCCUUGAGCGUCGUGGUUCUGUCGCGUCAGAACAUGUUGGGCUGGUCCGACAGCAACAUGGGUGCCCGGACGUGGGUACCGUUCUGUCUCAAAUGAAUGUAGAGCACGUGGAUGACAUUGUUCCUGAGAUUGGCAUCAAGGCAACGGUUCGUGAUGCCGCGAGGGUCAUGAAAGCCAAUCACCAGACCGCCGUGCUGGUUAGCGCUGGGGAACAGGAUGAACGCAUUGGAGGUAUAUUUACGACAAAAGAUAUUGUGCUGCGGGUUUUGGCUGCCAGUUUGGAUCCUACGACCACGUCUGUUGUCCGCGUCAUGACACCUCACCCUGAUUCGGUCACGACGGAUACAUCGAUUCUAGAUGCUUUGAAAAGACUUCACGCUGGCCAUUACUUGCAUCUCCCUGUUGUAGAUGCGGGAACCCCAGUUGGGCUCGUGGACGUGAUGACAUUGACGAUUUCCAUGCUGACGUAUUUGAUUUCAAAAGAUGGUGGUGCGGAUGUCUCUGCUGAGUCUGGGCCGAUGUGGAACCGGUUCUGGAACUCGACGUUUGCUGCUUCGACCGUCGAGACCGAAUCCGACCGGCACUCUGCCGCAUCUGAUUCCAUCGCCUCUUCUGCCGUCUCCCACAAUUACCUUCCUCCAACUCCCAGCGAACGCAACUAUCGGAUGCACCCGACCUCCCCUCACCCCUUUGACCACACACCGCACCGACCCGUGGAUGACUUGAUGUCCGCGGUGGGCGCAUCGACCAUGUACGCCCGCUCCGUCAUCGACGAUACCCACUUUGCGUUCAAACUCCGCGACACAAAGACCUCCAAAGUGUACCGCUUCACAUCCCGCACAGACUCUUUUUCGGACCUCCUCGCCAAAGUCCGCUCUAAAAUCCCUUCCGACGCACUUGAUGAGCAAUUAAACUAUAUUGACGAUGAAGGCGAUGUCGUUGCCUUGACUUCCGACAAGGAUCUCGAGGAAGGCAUUGAGAUGGCGCGCUCAGCGGGCUGGAAACGCCUCGUCAUCUUUUUUGGCACUCCCCCACAAAGUUUACCUUCCUUCCGCAUGGAUGAUGAUUCAAACAGUUCAGUCUGUUCCUCCCCCAUCUUGCGUCGUCGACUUCGCGGGGAUGAAGGUGCGCUUGUACGUUCUCCAGUCGAACAAAAUGGUGUGAUGCAGUUUUUGCGAGAUGCGCCUUUACCUGUCAAUGUAGCCAUUUCGGCGGGGAUUGUUGUGGUGGCUGGGUUGGUUUUUGUGAGGUUGGCCAAGUAGUAGGUAUAUUAUUUUUAUUUUUAAUUGGGAUGACAGGUAUGUGAGGGAGGAUGACGGGGUUUUUGGUGCAGGGAUAUGUAAAUAUAUAAUAGGAUGCAGGAUGCUUAAACGGG